This is a messenger RNA of Miscanthus lutarioriparius, 2256 nucleotides long. The record is from the annotation of a GenBank genome assembly. NCBI's taxonomy places the organism in Eukaryota, Viridiplantae, Streptophyta, Magnoliopsida, Poales, Poaceae.
AUGGUCGCCACGCCGGAGGAGUUCCUGGGGCAGCGGGACCCCGAGCCUGAGCCGUUCUCCCCCUCCGUCUUCCUCGACCUUCCCCCGACGCCAAGCGAAGAGGACCCGGCGGUCUCCACGGACGACCUCGCGCUAACCUUCAUCUCGCGCAUCCUCAUGGAGGAGGACAUCGACGAAAAGUUCUUGUACCACUACCCCGACCACCCAGCGCUCCUCCAGGCCCAGCAGCCAUUCGCCCAGAUCCUCUCCGAUGCAGGCGCAGCCUCCGUUUCUUUCGCCACCAACAGCGAUGGAAGCGGCGCCUGCACCCUUCCGCCAUCCUCCGACGUCCCGGCGUUCGCCAACACCACCUGGCCCUACGAUCCGGCCGAGUUCCCCCGGCUGCUCCUGUCCUCGCCAUGCCCAGACAUUGGAGCGGGAAUCAACGACUUCACUCCAGAUGAUGCCAACCAAUUCUUGUUGCCCCAACAAGACACCGCCAGCGCGAGAUUCCAUCAGAGUGCGGACGAAACCAACGCGUUCCAGAAUUGCGGCGGCGCCAGCAUCCAGUGUUCGGAGUUGUUGGCUGACCCCGAGGAGGAGACGACUGCCUCGACCACCUCGUCUCGAACAGGAGACAGGGAACAUGGUGCGCUAGUCUCGACCUUCUUCAGUGACCAGAACAGGGUAAACAUGGACAUGCUCAACCAGGCGUUCCUCAGGGGCAUGAAGGAGGCCAAAAAAUUCUUGCCCAUUGACAGCAGCCUUCUCGUCGAGGCUCGAGGCUGCAAGCUACCACAAGUCUUUGUCCCAGGCCAUGCGAGGAAUGAAGACAGGGUGGACAGAAUGUUAACAUUCCAAGGAAUCAGUAAUGGCCGGGGCCGCAAGAACCGGUGUAAUUGGCAGGAUUUGGAGAAUGCAGAGAUGAGCAGGAACAGCAAGCUGAUGGUGCUGGAGCUGGAGGAAACAGAUGAGAUAAUUGAUGAAAUAAUUCUCAAUGAGUAUCGCUUGUGCCUCAAUGGAAUGCUGGGUCUGGACAUCACUAUGGAUAGCAAGGAUGGGAAGUUCGUGAGGAAGGGCAAUUGGAAGUCUGCACUGCGAAGGCAGAGCUUGAACGAGGCAGUGGACUUCCACACAUUGCUUAUCCACUGUGCACAGGCCAUUUCGAUGGACGAUCGUUGGAGUGCGGCCAUGCUACUUAAGCAGAUCAAGCAGCAUUCGUCACCGAGGGGAGAUGCCAGUCAAAGGUUGGCACAUUGUUUUGCAGAUGGAUUAGAGGCACGACUGGCAGGCACAGGAAGCCAGGUUUACAAGUCAAUCAUGUCGAAGCGAACCUCGCAAGUGGAUAUCCUUAAAGCCUAUCAGCUAUACUUAACUGUUUGCUGCUUCAAGAUGAUGGCGUACAAGUUCUCCAAUAUGACCAUUGCCAAUGUUAUUGCAGGGAGGACAAAACUUCACAUUGUAGACUAUGGCAUGCGUGAGGGGAUUCAGUGGCCAAGCUUCCUUGGCAUUUUGUCUACUUGGGAGGGUGGACCACCAGAGGUGAGGAUCACCGGCAUUGACCUUCCCCAGCCUGGAUUCCGCCCAGCUGCUCAUAUUGAAGAGAUCGGACGCCGGCUCAGCAAAUGUGCCCAACAGUUUGGCAUACCAUUCAAGUUCCAAAGCAUUGCGGCAAAGUGGGAGAUGGUUUCUGUUGAUGACCUGCACAUUGACCCUGAUGAGGCACUCGUCAUCAAUAGUCUAUUUGAUUUUGGGAACUUGAUGGAUGAGGGUGUUGACAUAUAUAGCCCAAGCCCUAGGGAUAUGGUCCUCAAUAACAUCCGGAAGAUGCGACCAGAUGUGUUUAUCUUUUGUAAUAUCAAUGGCUCCCAUGGGACGCCAUUCUUCGUAACACGGUUCCGAGAGGUACUGUUCUUUUUCUCUGCACUGUUUGACAUGCUUGAUGUUACAGUCCCACGGGACAACGACCAACGCUUGCUGAUUGAACGGGACCUCUUUGGAAGGUUUGCCAUGAAUGUCAUUGCCUGUGAGGGCUCCGAUAGGGUUGAGCGCCACGAGACAUACAAGCAAUGGCAAGUGCGGAACCACCAGGCAGGGCUGAGACAGCUGCCUUUGGAUCCAGAUAUUGUUAACGUUGUGAGGAAUAAGGUCAAGGAAAGCUACCACAAGGGCUUUGUCAUUGAUGUGGAUCACCAGUGGCUCCUGGAAGGGUGGAAGGGGCGCAUAAUAUGUGCCAUGUCGACGUGGGUUACAGAUGAUGCUUUCUCGGAACAUUAG